This is a messenger RNA of Parus major (Great Tit), 5404 nucleotides long. It is a transcript of the gene TRMT9B, whose product is annotated as tRNA methyltransferase 9B (putative). Gene Ontology annotation, biological process: tRNA wobble uridine modification. The transcript has 7 exons. Gene Ontology annotation, molecular function: tRNA binding; S-adenosylmethionine-dependent methyltransferase activity. NCBI's taxonomy places the organism in Eukaryota, Metazoa, Chordata, Aves, Passeriformes, Paridae. Bases 619 to 1986 code for a protein of 455 amino acids. The record is from RefSeq and is a predicted model, not a curated record. Gene Ontology annotation, cellular component: cytoplasm; nucleus.
UCCGUGCCCGGAACCCCUGCAGCCCGCCCGGCACCGGGGAGGGGGGAGCGCCCCGGCCGGCCCGGGGGAGGCUGGCUGGGGAAGAGGGACAGCCCUCCGGGCUCCGGGUUGACUCCUGGCAGCGGCUGCCGUGAAUGGUAGCUGGAUCCUACAGUUAGGAGGACUCUAAGCUGCGAAUUUUAAGCGCACUGUGUUAUCUGUGUUGUGGCCUGACUUAAGUUUAAGGAAUUGCAAUAAUGCUGCUGCAUUUCUGGGGUUUGGGAGCCUUGUUAUCUCUGAAAGGAAAUGUAACCAGCUAUGAGCCUGUGCAUUUACAUCUCCUUUGAGGAAACACGGGCAAUCAGUGAAGCAGCACAACACUGACAUGUACUGACCAACCUUUCUGGCAGCAAGAAUCAGCCUGCUAGAUGGAGCUUCCUUUCUGAAGACAUCGUAUAGGCUGCAGUGUUGAUCAGAAGGGCCUCACUGUAGGUGCUUUCCCUGCCACUGGUCAUUCUCUUGAGGCCUAAAUGCUCCAAGUAAGAUCAGCGGAAGAACGUGUUAAUUUCUCCCUGCUGGCGACAACAGUAUGCUUCCAAAGGAGAAACCUGAAUAUUCUUGGAAAAUAAGCUGUAUGGGAUGGAACAUGAGGCUACCCAGCUAGAAAAGCAGCACGUGCACAGUGUGUAUGAAAAUACAGCUGCCUACUUUAGUGAUCUGCAGACCAAAGCAUGGCCUCGUGUUCGGAACUUUCUGCUGGAACAAAAGCCUGGCAGUCUCGUUGUUGAUAUAGGUUGUGGAACUGGAAAAUAUCUCAGUGUCAACAGUCAAGUGUAUAAUCUAGGCUGCGAUUACUGUGAAGGACUGGUAGAAAUUGCAAGGAAGAAAGGUGAUGAAGUUCUGGUGUGUGACAACCUUAACCUUCCCUUUAGGGAUCAGUGCUUUAAUGCAGUCAUUUCAAUUGGAGUGAUACAUCAUUUCUCAACUAAACAAAGAAGAAUCAAAGCAAUAAAGGAAAUGGCAAGGAUACUGACACCUGGAGGCCAAAUAAUGAUUUAUGUUUGGGCCAUGGAACAAAAGAAUCGUCGCUUUGAGAAACAAGAUGUAUUUGUUCCAUGGAACAAGGCCUUGUGCUCACGCCGUUUUUCAGAAUCAAAUCAGUCUGGAGAUAAGGGUGAGUUUGUCCAUACAGGAAAAGGCCAAGUCAUACACCCUGCACAGCUUGUCAUCUCUGAGUGCAGCUACCAAAACAAUCUGCAGCCAGAAACUGAUUCAAAGCAUUCCCGCAGUAUGGACCGUUGCUUACCCAGAGCCUGCUGCAUGAAAAUUUCUGAGGAGGAAAACAGGUUUUACAGUGCUCUAGGAAGAUCUUUCCGCUCAUGGUUUUUCUCCAGAUCCCUUGAUGAAGCAGCCCUGAGAAAGCAAAGUGACAAAAUGAAGCACCUGAAACAUGAAGGCGUGUGGGCCAACAGUACCGUACCCAUUCAACAUUCACGACACUGCAGUUUGGAUUUAGGUCACCAUGGGCCUCUGUUAAAUGAACCAAGUUUAGAUGAUGAUGAUGAUGUGUUUGUGGAAAGCCUGUCUCUCAAAAAACCACAGUGGUCACCAGCCACUGAUGCACCGAAGGAUUUAAGUUUAAAUGGAGGACACCAAAGUGUAGUUCAGAGCAAGGGGGACAAAGCUUCAUUCAUAAAUGGCCCAGUGGAAGACAGGGACUGCCUCUGUGGCUGUAACAAAGAUGGUGCUGGUAAGUCUGAUACCAGCAAGUUUUUCAAAAGAACUUCAACAACUGACUCCACUGACUCAGCUUUGGAUUCAGCAGUGUCUGUUGGGGACCAAACCGAUGCCAUGUUGGAUACAAAGGCCUUCAUGCGUUAUUACCAUGUUUUUCGGGAAGGGGAGCUGUGUUCUCUGGUGGAAGAGAAUGUGCCUGAGCUUCAGAUACUUUCUUCCUGCUACGACCAUGGAAACUGGUGCAUUAUUGCAGAGAGAAGAGGAACAUAGCUAUAAAGAUAGCAAAGCAGAAUCCAGUGACUGAGGAUUUUAAGCUCUUCCUUGUGUUACUGUGAUUGUGCAGUGUGACAUGGAAUUGGAAUCUUGUAGUUGUGUGCCAUUCAUUUUUGAGUUAUUAACUCUCAACUAUUUAACUAGCUAAUGCAAGGUCUGUAUAUAGGAAUGCAAGUGGUAGAUAAUAUUUAUGUUUUGCUAAAUUUUAUGAAGUUAAAACUGUAGAGUUUUAUAUUGCUGCUAGCAAAUAAUUGUGUUAUAAAAUAUACUUUUCUAUUGAGAAACAAACCUUUUUAUAAACCAAGGAUCAGGGCAUCUUUUAUGAGAAAUAUCCUCUCAGUAGAAAGUCUAGUCUUUGUUCUUCAGAUGCCAGAAGUUUGUCACAUUGCUCCCUAUUCUUGAAGUGCUAUAAAUGAGACAUGGACACUAUGUCUAAAAUUGUACUUGGCUGUACACUGGUAGAGUGCAUGCUGUAGAACUGGGAGCAAGCAUGGUCCCAGUGCUCCUCGCUUGGGAGUAGAGUUAUUAAUGGGCAAAAAACUGUGUACCAAACAAGCUCUGCGUGUUCUGUCAUUUGAUGUUUUUAUUUGGGAGCAAAUGACAGCACAGAUUUUGGACAGUAUUUUUUAUUUUUGUUUUAAAAAUAAUUUAAUUUGUCUUGCAGGUGCAGGUGAAGUUUUAUGUGUUAGUUCUCACAAAUAUCUUAAUUUCCUUUGCUGUAGUUUUCCAUUGGUUACAUGUAUAUAAUAGUCAGAGGGAUUUGUGGGAGUGUGACUAUUAUGUAAAGUUCUAAAAUAUCAAAUCCUUGAAAUACAUAUAUCUUUUUGAUAAGCCUGGGAAGCUAAGAUUAAAUUAAUAAAAAUCCAGUGCAUAUCUGGUCAGCUGUCAUAUUUACUUUUCUUAUUCACAGACAUGAGAAUAUACAUUAAUGGUGUGUUAAAUAAUGUAGACAGGACGAGGAUAAGCCCAGUUUGCACAUAAAAUUCAAAUUCCUGUCUUGUGAAGUUUAAAUGAAUCUUUUGGGACCUAAGUGAUCACAGAUUGUUUACACAACUUGCCUAUUCCCACCAAUAGUGACUUACCAUCACUAUCCAUCUGUAGUAGGUUGUAGCAGUUAAUAGUGCUGGGGAUAAAAAGCACCUGGCUUCAGAAGAUCAGUAGUGGAACUGCCAACAGAAGCAGGGCUAGAAGAGGCUAAUUGCCUCGUUAGCACAGAGUUACUCCAUUCCUAGGCUUAAUUCACAGUCAGUGGUUGCAGUGGAGGGCACAUCUUCAGCUGGUGUGAUUUUGUGACCUUUAAUGGAGCUGCACAGAUUCCCCCCCACCCCACCCAAAAUAGAACCCCUAAACCUCUUUUGUUACAGCAGUUUUAAAGAGCUAUAUAAUUAAGAUGUCUGCCCUAUUAUUGAGCAAGUAGCUUUGAAUACAAGGCAAUAGGAGUGAAAUGCCAAGCUUUUCCAAUCUAUGCUGCCUGAGUAGGUGGAUUUGGGAUUGUUCAGUAGAAGACUUGAUGGUGAUGAGUAUUUUUUGGUGUAGCUUCCUAGCUGUUAAUUGCCACAUGGUAGGUAAUGUAUUAUAGAUAUAUUUACUAGAAUAAUGUCCUCAGUCAAGCAAUCAUUUUUGUCUUCCUCAUAGAUUGGAAUCCUUAUAUUUUAUCCAUCCUGUGUCUGUACCACUUGUACUCCCCACAGGCCUUUGAAAAAUAAAAGUGUGGCCAAAGAACCAUACAUUCUGAAAUACCAUUCCACUCUAAUCUAAACGUUACUUUCAGUACAGCCUGGGGCUAGGGCUUUCAGUUGCUGUGUAUGAGCCAUACUUCAGAAAAUGGGCAAUAUUCCCUGCCUCACUGGGUCCAGCUGCUCCUGGCUGAGGGGGCUGCACCUGCUGCAUCCUCAGGCUCCAGAUUUAGACAUUUAGGGCCAAAGUACCCAUAGUGCUGAGCCAGCAUGGAUUGUGCUGAGCUCCACACCUCAUUUGCAAUGGGGUUGUGUCAGACAGGGGAGGCCUGCCUUUUAUUUUGGGAAUUUCUGGAUGAGCUCAAAAAUUUUAGAGAAGUCAAUUGCUUCCAGAUAAAGUAUGCCAGUGGAUAUUCAGCACUCCUGGAAUUUGGGCUGUGUUUCAGAAAGAGGUAGAUUAUUAUUGUCCUGUAUCCAAUUCUGAAACUUCAUCCCUAAAUGCCAGCAUGUAGGAACUUUAUUUCACACAAUAUGAAAAUAUUUAUUAAGUAUUAUUAAUCUUAACUGACAGCUGGGUUAAGUUAUUUGGGAGAAAGAACAUCACAAUUUUGUUAUAUGAACUUCUACAGUCUGACUGUGGCGUGUUCAGUGUCCCUUUUCUUUAGAAUAUAGACUUAAUAUCCUUGCAAGAGGCUGAAUCUGUGUCAGGCUCCAGUUAAAACUUCUUGCUCUAUGUGUUUGAAUUACAGUUGUCCCCUCAAAGCUGCUGAAAUACUUUGAACCACUUUUGUGUUUGUAGACUUUCCAUGCUUUAUUUGGUUUGAGGUUUUUGCCUGGGGAUAUUUUUCACAAAUACUUAAAUCUGUAUUGAAUUUUCUCAUGUUUUGAGUUGAUGCUGAGUUUGUAUUGGAUUCUUAUAAAUUCUUGGGAGAAGGAGAGGGAAGGUCUGCUAAGCAGCUUUUUGGGUUUUUUGUUACCCAAAUAUUCAGUUGUCCUCUGAGGAUGUAACAUCACCAUGUAACAUAAUUUUUAUGGAAUGGGGUCAGUCAGCUGAGAUUAUGACUGUGAAGUCUGUACAGCAAACCUUUAUUCUUGAGGGCAGUCUCCCAUCUAUUAACGGUAGCUGCCUGGAUCUGUAACAGCUUUAUCAUCUCAUAAACCAGAUUACCUCACUCAGAGCAUGGUGAAGGUCUCUCUUGAGAGGUUUCUCUUUUGAGGAGGCCCACCUUAAGCAAAAGGUAAUUUCCAGCAGAAUCAAUGUGAUCCCAGACUUUAACAGCUUACAAAGUUAAUGAGCUCAGAGAAGUGGAUGUACCAUUAAAAAGUAUAGUAAAUGAAUGAAUAAGUAAAUAAAACCCAGCUGGCCUUGAAUACUUAAGCUUUUGGCAAUGUCAAGACUGGAAGAUCUGACUAUUUUAAUGUAAAAGGCAAAUGUGUUUUUACAUUUCUUCUCUGAUGAUUGGGCAAUAAUCUCCUCUCAGUUCUGCUGAUAAAGAACUUGCUUUUGGCUGUAGUGGGCUCAGAUUGCUCCUAAGGUGCUUAGGUAGCACUAGGUGGUACGUGGAGAAGUUGAGAUGACUUGAGAAAGAUGCCCUGGUUUCUUACAAAAUUAAUUCAGGUGAAACUUCCUGUGUAUCAGUUUCUGCCCAUUGCCUCUUGUCCUAUUGGCACCACAACUGCAAUAAAAAAUACAUUGAACAGACUUAUUUUUGCAGGACUAAUACAGUUGUAAUUGUUGA